AUGGGCAGAGCGCCGGCGCACACUCUGCUGCUGUCGUUGGUGCUGGGCUGCUCAGCUGCCUUCACCGAUGUGCUGCUGCCCGGCCCUGCAGAGCCAGUGGUCAACGUGGCCGUGGUGUUUGGGGGCACGUCCUACCCGCUGCACAUCCGCUCCCGCCUGAGUCCCCAGAGCUUCCUGGACAUGCCCCUGGAGAUCCACCCCAUCACCGUUGUUGUCAACAACACCAACCCCAGCACCCUCCUCACCCACAUCUGCGACGUGCUGGCCAGCCACAAGAUCCACGGCAUUGUGUUCGAGGACAACGUUGGCACGGAAGCGGUGGCCCAGAUCCUUGACUUCAUCUCCUCUCAGACCCAGGUCCCCAUCAUCAGCAUCAGCGGGGGCUCUGCGGUGGUCCUCAGCCCCAAGGAGCCCAGCUCAGCCUUCCUGCAGCUGGGCGUCUCCAUCGAGCAGCAGAUCCAGGUGAUCUUCAAGGUGCUGGAGGAAUACGACUGGAGCUCCUUUGCCGUCAUCACCAGCCUCUACCCGGGCUACAACAUCUUCCUGGAGCUCAUUCGCUCCUUCACUGAUGCCAGCUACUUCGGCUGGGAGCUGCAGGAUGUGCUCACCUUCGAGAUGAGCCAGGAGCGGAGCAGCUCCAGGACGCAGCGGCUCCUGCGGCAGCUUGAUGCCCAGGUGCUCCUGGUCUACUGCUCACGGGACGAGGCUGAGUUCCUCUUUGAGAUGGCUGGACAAGCCGGGCUGGUGGGGCCGGGCUACAUCUGGAUCGUGCCCAGCCUCACGGUGGGCAACAUGGAGCUGCCGCCCACCUCCUUCCCCGUCGGCCUCAUCAGCGUGGUGACAGAGAGCUGGAAGCUGAGUCUGCGGCAGAAGGUGCGGGACGGGGUGGCCAUCAUUGCCAUGGGGGCAGCCAGCUUCUUCCGAGCCCACGGCUUCCUCCCGGAUGUGGGACGGGACUGUCGGGCGCCCGCUGCUGCUGCCAACGCCAGCUUCUACCGGCACCUCCUCAACGUGACGUGGGAGCACAGGGACUUCUCCUUCAACGAGGGUGGUUACCUGGUCAGGCCCACCAUGGUGGUGAUCUCGCUCAACCAACACCGGCUCUGGGAGAUGGUGGGGAAGUGGGAGCACGGCAUCAUCCACAUGAAGUACCCGGUGUGGCCCCGCUACGGCUCCUUCCUGCAGCCCGUGGUGGACAACCGGCACCUGACGGUGGCCACGCUGGAGGAGCGGCCCUUCGUCAUCGUGGAGAACACCGACCCCAGCACCGGCGUCUGCGUGCGCAACACCGUGCCCUGCCGCAAGCAGACCAACGCCUCGGCCAGAACCCUGACCCAUUUUUCUCGGCGUGGUCUCAGCAGUGAUGGCCUCGCAGACCCCUACACCAAGCUGUGCUGCAAAGGCUUCUGCAUCGACAUCCUGAAGAAGUUGGCCAAGACGGUGAAGUUCUCCUACGACCUCUACCUGGUGACCAAUGGCAAGCACGGCAAGAUCGUGCGCGGGGUGUGGAACGGCAUGAUUGGUGAGGUGUAUUACAAGCGUGCGGACAUGGCCAUCGGAUCCCUCACCAUCAAUGAGGAGCGCUCCGAGAUCGUGGACUUCUCUGUGCCCUUCGUGGAGACUGGAAUCAGUGUGAUGGUGGCCAGGAGCAACGGCACUGUCUCACCCUCUGCCUUCCUGGAGCCCUACAGCCCAGCCGUGUGGGUGAUGAUGUUUGUGAUGUGUCUGACCGUGGUGGCCGUCACUGUCUUUGUGUUCGAGUAUUUCAGCCCUGUUGGUUACAACCAGAACCUCACCAGUGGCAAAAGGCCAGGAGGUCCCACCUUCACCAUCGGCAAAUCGGUGUGGCUGCUGUGGGCUCUGGUCUUCAACAAUUCCGUGCCCAUCGAGAACCCCAAGGGCACCACCAGCAAGAUCAUGGUGCUCAUCUGGGCCUUCUUUGCCGUCAUCUUCCUCGCCAGCUACACCGCCAACCUGGCGGCCUUCAUGAUCCAGGAGCAGUACAUCGACACCGUGUCAGGGCUGAGCGACAGGAAGUUCCAGAGGCCGCAGGAGCAAUACCCCCCGUUCCGCUUCGGCACCGUCCCCAACGGCAGCACCGAGAGGAACAUCCGCAGCAACUACCCCGACAUGCACACCCACAUGGUGAAGUACAACCAGCGCUCUGUGGAGGAUGCCCUCACCAGCCUCAAGAUGGGGAAGCUGGAUGCCUUCAUCUAUGAUGCAGCGGUGCUCAACUACAUGGCGGGCAAAGACGAGGGCUGCAAGCUGGUGACCAUUGGCAGCGGGAAGGUGUUUGCCACCACGGGCUACGGCAUCGCCCUGCAGAAGGACUCACGCUGGAAGCGGGCCAUUGACCUGGCCCUGCUGCAAUUCCUGGGAGAUGGUGAGACCCAAAAGCUGGAGACGGUGUGGCUGUCGGGGAUCUGUCAGAACGAGAAGAACGAAGUGAUGAGCAGCAAGCUGGAUAUUGACAACAUGGCUGGAGUCUUCUACAUGCUGCUGGUGGCCAUGGGGCUCAGCCUGCUGGUCUUCGCCUGGGAGCACCUCGUCUACUGGAAGCUGCGGCACAGCGUUCCCAAGUCCCACAAGUUCGACUUCCUCCUGGCCAUCAGCAGGGGCAUUUACAGCUGCUUCAGCGGGGUGCAGACCUUGGGCAGCCCCAGGCGGGCGCCCACGCCCGACGUGACGGCGAGCUCAGCCCAAGCCAACGUGCUGAAGAUGCUGCAGGCGGCCAAGGACAUGGUGUCGACGGCCAGCGUGGGCGGCUCGCUGGAGCACGCCACGCGAACCAUCGAGGACUGGAGCAGCCGCAGCGAGCACCUCCAGACCACCUUCUCGCUCAGGACGCCGCAGCUCGUGGUGCAGAACAGCACCGGCACGCAUCGGGGUCCCUCCUGCGGCCUCCCGCACCCCGAGAGGCUGCGCAGAGUCUACGCGCCCAAAGGGCCGCCCCGGGGGCUGCCUCUGCCCAUCCUCGUGGACUCCCGGGAGGAGAGAUGGAGAGGGCCGAGCGAGCGCACCGCCCGCGUCCUUCACCCCGUGAAGCUUCAGGGCGGCGGUGCGGCGGACACAGUCCCCCCGGGGCCCUUCCCGCACCUCCCGGCGAAGGCGGCGCCGGACGGGGAUUUCGAGGAGCACGCGCUGAUGGGGAACCAUAUCGGCGCUCCCGUUGCCGCCCCGACGCCUCCCAGGGAGCUCCCGCCGCCGGACAUCUACCGGGAGCACAGGCGGGCGGAGCGGCCGCCCACCGCCCCGCUGCUCUGCGGCGACGGGGCGGGGACGGCGCCGCGGCCGCUCCCGGCUUCGGAGGCGAGAAGGGAGGGGGGGAACGCGUCCCUUCCCCUCGCCUGCGCCCGCGGUUCCUUCCCCAAAGCCGCCAGGACUUGCAGAGCCGCCGCAGAGCGGGAGCAGCCGAGCCGGCGGGCGAGCGCGGACCGAGCGUCGCGGGAGCGGGGAGAGAAGCGUCGCGGUGCGGGGCUGCGGCGGUGCGGGGCGCGCCCACCCGCUGCCCGCGGCGACGUCCCCGACCUCUUCCCCGAAGCCGAGGCCGCCCAAGGCUGCGGUCUGCGCUGCCCCGAGGCCGCCGGGCGGCUGGCCGGGCCGGGCCGGGCGCCACGCUCCCCUCUGGCCCGGCUGCCGUCUUACCGAGAAGCGUGCCGGCAGAAGCCCCGCGGCACCGCGUGCGCGCCCUACGCCUGCGCGGACUCCUUCGCCCACCCGCCCCUCUGCCUGGGCCGUUCGUCCCGCGAGCACCCCGAGGUGCCGGGGGGCGGCCGGGGGCCGGGGCGCUGGGACGGAGCCCACAGAGACUGGGGACGGCGGGGGGAGCCGGGCUGGCCGCGCGCGGUGGGCGCGGAGUGGUUGGCGGCCCGCGGGGUGACGAGUCCCUGUGCCGGCGGGUCCUGGCGGCGGGUCUCCAGCCUGGAGUCCGAGGUCUGA
Messenger RNA from Centrocercus urophasianus (Greater sage-grouse), 3942 nucleotides. It is a transcript of the gene GRIN2C, whose product is annotated as glutamate ionotropic receptor NMDA type subunit 2C. The coding region runs from base 1 to 3942 and encodes 1313 amino acids. The record is from RefSeq and is a predicted model, not a curated record. Gene Ontology annotation, molecular function: transmitter-gated monoatomic ion channel activity involved in regulation of postsynaptic membrane potential; NMDA glutamate receptor activity. Lineage: Eukaryota; Metazoa; Chordata; Aves; Galliformes; Phasianidae. Gene Ontology annotation, biological process: long-term synaptic potentiation; excitatory postsynaptic potential; monoatomic ion transport. The transcript has 12 exons. Gene Ontology annotation, cellular component: postsynaptic density membrane; plasma membrane; postsynaptic membrane.